AGGUUUGAUCGGGACAAAAAGGCCAACUUGUUCGGAAGAUUACCAAGAUUUUUACAAACAAAUUCGAUGGUCCAUAUUAUACUUGGACUUGUGUGCCUCCCGAUAGAAAAGAGAGAUACUUCAUGGAGUUUGCGGAACCGUUCAAGAACAUUUCAACACCAUCUGUAACCGCCGGAUGAAGGGCAUGGUUAGCGAUGCAAGGACGGCUUGAAUUAAACCUUCAUGGAUUGAAGGUGAGCUCUGGAAAGAGAUGGUUGCUAAUUGGGAUACUGAAGAACAACAGCAAGGAGUUCCACCUAUUCCAAGUGUCGUAUGUUUGACCGUAAUGGUCUCGGUCCUCACAUCCACUUAUCAGGCCCUAAGUCAUAUAGGAAGAGGAGUUGGGAAGAGAGGUCAGUAUGGGUGAAGUUUUUUUCUAAACACAUACAAAGCCGGAUGGUUCUUAUGUUGAUGGCAAGGCAGAGAAAAUCCAUCAAGCUUAUCAGCGGAAGUUGCAAGAGAAGAUGGCUGAGCUCGAGGCAGAUUCAACUGUUUCAGAUGGUACUUCACACCGUCGGGAGCUCACCAGCGAUGAAUGUACUGCCAUCUUUCUUGAGUGCACUGAGAAGGAUUCACGUGGAACUCCUUAUGGUGUUGGAAGCCUCAAAUAUACUCUUGGCAAGGGAAGGGCAAUCAAUAAACCGAAGCCUUUCUUACAUUGCAAGAACAACUGAAGGAAGCCCAACGCCAGAUUGAAGUUCAGGCUGAAAUUCAGGUGACUCUCAACGCUGAAGCUGCUGCUCGAGAAAAAGAGACUGCUCUCCUUGUGGCUGAGCAAAAGCAAGAGAUCAAAGAGUUGACGAUGAUGGCAAAGUUUAUGCGCCACACUAAUCCAGCAUACCUGGAGUUUAUAGCCUCACAAUCAGCUGAGGAGGACGCUGAGGAGGAUAAUCUUCUAUCAACAACUCCAUGAUCAA
Molecule: messenger RNA, 956 nt
Organism: Camelina sativa (false flax)
Lineage: Eukaryota; Viridiplantae; Streptophyta; Magnoliopsida; Brassicales; Brassicaceae
Source: RefSeq, a predicted model, not a curated record